Molecule: messenger RNA, 951 nt
Organism: Saccharomyces eubayanus
Lineage: Eukaryota; Fungi; Ascomycota; Saccharomycetes; Saccharomycetales; Saccharomycetaceae
Gene: PET123
Product: mitochondrial 37S ribosomal protein mS26 PET123
Exons: 1
Coding region: 1-951 (316 amino acids)
Source: RefSeq, a predicted model, not a curated record
AUGGGGAAAGGCGUGGCCAAGUACGGUUUCAAGAGUGGGGUCUUCCCCACUACUAGAUCCAUCCUGAAGAACCCCACUACAAAGCAGACGGACAUUAUUAAUAAAGUAAAAUCUCCCAAGCCCAAGGGGAUUCUUGGUAUUGGGUAUGCAAAAGGUGUGCAACAUCCGAAGGGGUCGCACCGGUUGCCACCCAAGGUCGACUUUAUCAACGUGGAUAGCCUUAUUGAAAAGACCGUGGCCGAGCCUCAGAGCAUCAAGUCGAGUAAUGGGGCAGCCCAAAAAAUAAGGCUACAAAAGGCUGAAUUGAGAAGGAAUUUUCUUAUCGAUGCUUUCCGCAAGGAGGAAACCAAGCUACUGCUAAAACACGAAUAUUUGCAAAAGAAAACAAAGGAACUUGAAAAGGCCAAAGAGCUGGAACUUGAAAAACUGAACAAGGAAAAAUCCUCCGAUUUGACUAUAAUGACUCUUGACAAAAUGAUGUCUGAACCUCUUUUGAGAAAUAGAUCACCAGAAGAGACCCAGUUGUUGAGUUUAAAAAGAAACUACAACAGAUCACUGCUAAAUUUUCAAACCCACCAAAACAAAUUAAACAAACUAUUAAACCUGUAUCAUGUCGCUAAUGAAUUUAUUGUCACUGAAGCUCAAUUGCAGAAGAAGAUUGACAAAGUGUUCAACGAUGAAACGCAGGAGUUUUCCGAUGCUUACGAUAUAAAUUCAAACUUCACACAGUUUGGAAGUAGGAAAUCGCUGCUUUCGGGUAAUUCCACUUUCCAAACCAAGAUCAAUAACGCAAUUAUGGGUUCUUUGACUAACGAAAAGUUUUUUGAUGUUUCUUUAGUGGAUUCAUUCCUGAACAACGACUUACAAAAUAUUUCAGGGCGGAUCGAUUCCAAAUUAAACGGUUCAUUCGAUGAACCUGAAAAUGGCAACAAAGAUACAACCUCCUUGUAA